Messenger RNA from Phalaenopsis equestris, 618 nucleotides. Its product is annotated as hydroquinone glucosyltransferase-like. The coding region runs from base 1 to 618 and encodes 205 amino acids. The record is from RefSeq and is a predicted model, not a curated record. NCBI's taxonomy places the organism in Eukaryota, Viridiplantae, Streptophyta, Magnoliopsida, Asparagales, Orchidaceae. The transcript has a single exon.
AUGGCCAUGGAUGACGGAGCAAGGCGACCUCACGUAGUCUUCCUCCCCACUCCCGGCAUGGGCCACCUCAUCCCCAUCUCCGAGCUCGCCAAACUCCUCGUCGACCGCCACCACUUCACCGUCACCAUCAUCGUCUUCUCCGAUUUCUCCAACAAAGCACAGGAAACUCUCCUUUCCUCCCUCCCUUCCUCCAUCACCUCCCUUCCCCUUCCCCCAAUCUCCCUCUCCGAUCUCCCCCAUGAUUCCCGCAUCGAAACCCGCAUCUCCGUCGCCUCAUCCCGCUCCAUCCCCUCACUUCGCUCCAUCCUCUCCAACCUCCUCUGCUCCACCAACCUCGUCGCCUUCGUCGCCGAUCUGUUCGCUUCCGCCGCCUGCGAUGCCGCCAAAGACCUCAAAAUCCCGCACUACAUCUUCAUCCCCACCAAUCUACUGUUCCUCACCCUCAUGUUUCAUCUCCCCUCUCUCAACGCCGAUCUCCAAUGCGAUUUCUGGGAGCUGGACCGCCCAGUCCAGCUCCCUGGCUUCCCUCCCAUCCCCGGCUCCGAAAUCCUCCACCCGCUUCAAGAUCGGAUGCUACAAAUGGAUGCUGGAACACGCAAGGCGUUACCUGGAGGCUGA